AUGAGCUCGAUCAACUCUCGCCUGAAAAACUUCGGGUUCGGAAAGCGCAAAUCCACCGCCAGCAUCCAGACCGUCGACGGCCUCCCCUCCACCAAUACCCCUCCUCCAGGCCAAAUACCUCAGGGCAAUCUCGCCGGACUUGCUCCCCUCUCCUCGUCCAACUCGACCACAUCGCUUCCAAUGAACCAUCCCGGGGCUGGCAAUCGCCCGCCCAGCUAUACAGCCAACUACCCUCCCGGCCCUCCCGGUCAGCCUCUGGGCCGCACCAGUCCUCUCACUCAAGGUCCCAACCGUACCCCUCCUUCACAAAUCGCUGGCGGCCCCCAUCCCAUCACCACAAGCCCGCCUCUCGGUUACCCGCCCAACAUGGGCCCUGGCAUGGGCGGCGGCCAUCCAAUGGGUCAUCCCGGCGGUCCUGGCGGUCCUCCUCAGGGCUACCCUCCCCCGGCUGGUUAUCCUCCUGGUCCUCCUCCGCCUUCCGGACCUAUGGCUCAACAGCAGUUUGGCCAGAACCGUGCCGAAGUCGAGGGCUCUACUCAGAGCAAAGCUCAGCUCAUCGUCGGUAUCGAUUUCGGUACAACCUUUUCUGGUGUCGCAUUCGCCUUCGCAACCAACAACGAAGCUAAAGAAGAUAUAAUCUCAGAAUGGCCUGGCGCCGGUUCAUAUACCAAGCAAAAGAUUCCCACCGUUCUCUACUACGACCAGUACCAAAAGGUUGUUGGCUGGGGCCCCGACAUUGCCGAUGCCCUCGCCCCAACCGGCUACCCCAAGCCUGGCGUGCAAAAGGUGGAGUGGUUCAAGCUGCAGCUCAUGCUCAGCGGCAACACUUACAUCGACCCCAUCAACCUGCCCCCUCUGCCCCCGGGCAAGUCUGAGAUUGAUGUUGCCGCUGAUUAUCUCUUCAAGCUGCGCCAGGCCGUGCGUAUUGCUCUGCAAAAGGCCCUUGGCGAAGUUUUUAACCGUGAAGAGCGCAAUAUUCGAUACUAUCUGACAGUCCCUGCCAUCUGGAACGAUGCUGGCAAGGCCGCCACUCGCGCUGCUGCCAUUCAGGCUGGUUUCCUCCGAGACGAAAAUGACAACCGCCUCACCCUUGUUUCUGAGCCUGAGGCCGCCGCUCUUUUCUGCUCCAAGACUGGUCUUCUGAAUCUGAAGGUCCAUGAUGCCGUCCUGAUUGUCGAUUGCGGUGGCGGUACCGUCGAUUUGAUCGCCUACGAAGUCGAAGAGGAGAACCCCUUCACCGUUGCCGAAUGUACCGCCGGGUCUGGUGACUCUUGCGGUUCUACAGCCCUCAAUCGCAACUUCAGCAACAUUUUGCGCACCAAGAUCCGCAAGAUGAAGCUUCCCGAGGGCUCCAAGACCGCUGGACGUGUCUACGCCAAGUGCAUCAUGGACUUUGAGAACAGAAUCAAGGCCGAUUUCCGUAAUAACGGUCAGAAGUGGGCCGUCGAUGUCGGUAUCGAGGCUGAAUACCCCGACGCAGGCAUCGAAGAAGGAUACAUGACCUUUACCAAUGAGGAGAUUCUACAAUGCUUCGAGCCUGUCGUCAACCGUAUUCUCGAGCUUGUUCGCAACCAGAUCAUUGCCAUCCAGGCCCAGAACAGAACACUCCAAAACAUCUUGGUUGUGGGUGGUUUCGGCGCCUCCGAGUACCUUUUCCAGCAGAUCAAGCUUCACGUUCCUCCUCAAUUCCAGUCCAAGGUUGUACGUCCUAUGGACUCUGUCGCCGCCAUUGUCAAGGGUGCCGUCACCGCCGGUAUCAGCGAGCGCAUUAUUACCCACCGUAUCGCCCGUCGCCACUACCUCAUGGGCACCCUUCAACCCUUCAAGGAGGGCUACCAUCCUGAGGCUUACCGUGUGCCCUCCCUCGACGGCAAGGACCGCUGCAAGUUUACUCGACAGAUUUUUGUGCAAAGAGGCCAAAAGGUAAAAAACGGCGAGACUGUCAAGGUCUCCUUCUUCAGACAGGUCGCCCCUGGCGCCACUCUCAUGUACGAGGAUGUUCUUUAUGCUUGCGACGACGAUGUCUGUCCCGAAUACACCAAGGAUCCUCGCAUCAAGGAAGUCGUCACUCUUACAUCCGACUUGUCGCGCAAGAACCUUGAAAAAGACUUUGAGCGCAUGGACACGCCACAAGGAACUUUUUACCGUGUCUAUUUCGAUAUCUACUUGACUCUCGACGGUUCCGAGUUUAGCACUGAACUGGUAUGCCAGGGCGAGGUUAUGGGCCGCUGCCGUGCCCGCUUCAGAUGCGAUACGACCAUAUGGCCGGGAACAGCCACGCAAGCUGGGCUCGGUCCAGGAACCGGUGGUUUUGAGCUGAAUCCGGGCGAGAGCAAGAAUUUGUCUGUAGGUUCCAACUGGCAGGGGAGAGUCUGGGGACGCACAAACUGCACUGUCAAUGGCGAUUCUUGCGCUUGUCAAACAGGAGACUGCUUUGCCAAGCUAGACUGCGACUUCAGUGGCGCUGUACCGGCAACGCUUGUGGAGUUUAACCUCGCGGGCGGUGUGAAUGGGAUGCAGACCUUUUACGACAUUUCACUCGUCGACGGCUACAAUCUCCCUGUCGGCAUUGAGCACAUUCCGUCGGACAAUACAUCCUUCAUCCCACCAAAUCUUACAAACUCGGCCUGUGUCGCAACAGCGGGUUGGCUGUAUGAUGUUUCUCGAACAGGCACCUAUUACUCCAACGAAACCUAUCCUAUACCUCUGGAAAAGAAGGAGACAAAUGACAUGCUCUCCAAAUGGUGUCCGUGGACUAACUUGGCGUUCCCGCCAAAAAGUCCCAGCGACGGCAUAUAUCCCUACCCAGACGACAGUAUUCGUCGGCCCUCAUUUUCGCCAUGCAAGAGUGCUUGUGUUACGACGGGAAGUGACAGGGACUGCUGCAUUGGCAAAUAUCACGAUCCGAAUAUUUGCAAGCCGUCAUCAUACAGCAAAACUGUCAAGGCCGUGUGCCCAGAUGCGUACAGCUUUGCUUUUGACGAUCGAAGCUCAACAUUUAUCGUGCCGAAAGGUGGCGGUUGGAAGAUUAUUUGGUGUCCAGCUGGACGAUCGACUGAUAUUCUUAACCAGUUGUCGGCACAGAUGUACGAGCUUGCGAGUGGCGGCAAACUAUCGGAGCUUUCCGUGAGGAGACUUAGCAAUGUUUCUUAUGUCAGCUCUGUCAAGCAGUCUGCCGUUGAGCAGUCUGGUGGUGACAAGGUGCCCUGCUCGCUGUCUACGCUGUUUGCUGCCUCGGUGCUUGUCUUGGUUAUGGCCUAA
Beauveria bassiana ARSEF 2860 is the source of this 3261-nucleotide messenger RNA. RefSeq names its product Hsp70-like protein. Gene Ontology annotation, molecular function: ATP-dependent protein folding chaperone; ATP binding. The record is from RefSeq and is a predicted model, not a curated record. The transcript has 6 exons. NCBI's taxonomy places the organism in Eukaryota, Fungi, Ascomycota, Sordariomycetes, Hypocreales, Cordycipitaceae. Bases 1 to 3261 code for a protein of 1086 amino acids.